Messenger RNA from Candoia aspera, 2402 nucleotides. RefSeq lists its product as uncharacterized. Gene Ontology annotation, molecular function: Hsp70 protein binding; ATPase activator activity. Bases 319 to 2283 code for a protein of 654 amino acids. NCBI's taxonomy places the organism in Eukaryota, Metazoa, Chordata, Lepidosauria, Squamata, Candoiidae. Gene Ontology annotation, biological process: positive regulation of proteasomal ubiquitin-dependent protein catabolic process; protein refolding. The record is from RefSeq and is a predicted model, not a curated record. Gene Ontology annotation, cellular component: endoplasmic reticulum membrane; cytosol. The transcript is spliced from 8 exons.
UAAUUUGUAUAUCCCAAGCCAAAUUUCUGAACAAUUUUAGUUUAUUCUUGGUCAGCCAAUUUUGCCUUCUCUUAGCCAGUUCUCUGGACUGGCUGAUGUGGCGCUGUGGCUUGGCCAAUGGGGGCUGAUAGCCAGUUUCUGUGGCACAUCGUUCUACUUCUUGAUCCACAGGAUCUCUUGCCACAGCACCCGCCUUCCACUGUGCAGCCAGGUGUGCGGCCAUGGUCAGCCCCAGAAGCAGCUCAGAGACGUUGUUCCCCUUGAGGCCACAACUCUUCUUCCACAUCUCUGCUACCCAUUUCUGCACAGAACAGACCAAUGGCUGCUGUGCCGGACUAUUAUAAGCUUUUAGAAAUUCCUCGGGAUGCCUCUGACAACGAUAUUAAAAAGGCGUACAGGAAAAAAGCCCUGCAGUGGCACCCAGAUAAAAAUCCAGAAAGGAAGAAUUUUGCAGAACAGAAGUUCAAAGAAGUUACAGAAGCUUAUGAAGUGCUGUCAGACAAGGCCAAGAGGGAACGUUAUGACUGCUAUGGGGAUGGACUCACAACAGUUCCUGAAGAAGAGUUGGGAUUCACUUUCCGCAGCCCCUGGGAUGUUUUCCGAGAGAUGUUUGGGACCUCAGACUCCUAUUCUGCCAAGAAAGAUGACGAGGUCCCAUGGUACUUGCGAGGCCCUUUAUUUUCCAUCUCCAUUUCAGAAGAUUCAGGUGUUUCAAUAACUUUUGGCCCCAAAAGAUCUUUAUGUUUCUUCACUCUUGAUCCUAAAGUCUUCAGUUUAAAAAACAUCAUCACCAGGAAAAGGUCUGCAGAGAAGGAUUCUGAACAAGUAGAGGGAAAGGAUGAGAGAGAACUAAAAUCUGUUGAAGUUCCUGAUGAGGAAGAAAGCAACAAGGGAGAAGCGGUGGACAGUGAAAUACAGGCAGGGUCUGAGUCUGUACCAGAAUACAAGGAAGAUGAUGGAUGUGGGUUAGAUCCUGAGUGUGAGACUCCUGAUGAAGAAGAUGAGCCCCUGGAAGAAUAUGAGUCCUAUGAUAAUUGGAACAGCCCCUCUGGGGGAUUUGAAGCUGGGAAGGAGGAGGGGCCUUAUUCAAAUCCUUCCUCUUCCAUAUAUGGAUGUCACUAUGGAUCCAGGCCCCACACUGUUUAUGGGGUGACAUCUGGAUCCACAUCUCCCCGGUACUAUGCAAAGAAAUAUGGGACACAUAGAUAUAUCACCUCUCCUAUAUAUGAGCCACAAAGUGCGUAUGAACUGUAUGAUUCACAAUAUGGCUGCGAGGACUCCCCUGUUGAUGAGUCACAAUAUGAAUAUGAAUCCUCCCCUCCACCUGAGUCACGCUAUGUAUAUGAAAAUUCCUGGGGGCACAAGUCUCAAUGCAGCUAUGAGGGCAAUUCUCCAUGUGAGUGGCAAUAUGGAUACGAGACUCCUCCGAUAUAUGAAACGCAAUAUGGGGGCAAAACCUCCUCAGGAUUUGAAUCCCCCUAUGAAUACAAUUGCUCUCCUACAUACGACUGGCCCCUACAGCAGAAUGAGUCAGAGACCAAAGAUGCUUCAACUCCUGAAUAUGAGAUCCCUGCUAAUUGGAAAAAACUGCAGCAGGACUACACAUCCUCUCUAGGGAACACUGAACCAGAAGACAAACCCAACCCUUCUUUUAGAAGGACUGAUAGUACCCAAACACUGAAGAAACUAUUGGAUGGGUAUUGUCCAGUAGUUGGAAGCAAGACCCCUCUGGGUCACAGGGAAGGAGCACCCAACUCAAAUAGGGCCACUCCUCUGAGUACUGCACUAGUUUUACCUUCUCAUGAGCAAGGCAACAUCCAGCAGACUCCGCUACCAAACGGAGCAAGGAAACGAUCAUCGGACAACCCAGAUGGGCUUCUCAGUGGCAUGAGGAAAUUUUUGGAUGGAACAAGGAAGCUUUUAUGUAGAGGGAACAAUCUUCCAAAAGAUCAAUUUCCAGAAGGAGCCAAGUGGACCAGCCAACUUCCAAACAUAAAGAGCUCACCCCAGAGGGGGAUGAGGCCAUUGCAUGGUGGUGGAAGUCAUCUUCUGCAUGGAAACAACUUGUUUUUAGACAAUCCCAGCAAGCCCAAAGUGGAGAGGAACCUGGGCAUGGGCCAAGGAGCUCCACCGCCUCUCUCAAGAGGAGGCUAUUGGACACGAAGGGGAAUGACAUCUCAUCUUCCAGAUAUUUCAAGCAGGCUCCUGGGCUCCGUAAAUAGGCUUCCAGGCAGGGGCUUCUCUCCCUUGACUCCCCAUUCCAGCUCUUUCUAUAACUCCUAAACACAGGAGAAUGUUAUAAAUCCUGGAGAGCUGGAUAGAUGCUUAAUAAAGGGUGGAAGUAGAAGUCUUCCUUCCAGUCUGCAUUUGCUGUAAUUUCAUGAAAGGCUAGGCUCAUAGAA